CCUCGGCUUUGUCAAUAAAGUUUGAAGCAGACGUCAGCAGGCCGACUGUCAUGGCGGCGGACAGCUGCAGCUGGUUCUCGGCGUUAGCUGUGGGAGUUUCUCUGCUGAAGUGCUUCUUCAUCAGCGCGUACCGGUCGACGGACUUUGAGGUGCACAGGAACUGGUUGGCCAUCACGCACAGCCUGCCCGUGUCCAGGUGGUACUAUGAGAACACGUCCGAGUGGACCCUGGACUACCCGCCGCUGUUCGCCUGGUUCGAGUUCGGGCUGUCUCAGGUGGCGCGCAGCUUUGACGCAAACAUGCUGCAGGUGGAGAACCUGAACUACGCCAGCCCGGCCACGGUGCUGUUCCAGAGGCUGUCGGUGAUCGUCACCGACGUGGUUUUCAUCUACGCCGCCAGAGAGUGCUGCAGGUGCGUUCGGGACCCAAAGGGAUCUCGGGACAUUUUGAGCCAGCCGUCCUUCGUCCUGGCCGUGCUGCUGCUGUGGAACUUCGGCCUCCUCCUCGUCGAUCAUAUUCACUUCCAGUAUAACGGCUUCCUGUUCGGGUUCCUGCUGCUGUCGGUGGCCAAACACCUGCAGUCUCAGCACCUGCAGGGGGCGCUGCUGUUCGCCUUCCUGCUCAACCUGAAGCACAUCUACCUGUACGUGGCCCCAGCGUACGGCGUCUACCUGCUGAGGAGUUACUGCUUCACUCAGGACAACAAAGACGGCUCCAUCAGGUGGUCGAGUUUCAGCCUGCGGCGCCUGCUGGCUCUGGGCGCCAUCGUGACCUCUGUCUGCGCUCUGUCCUUUGGCCCUUUCAUCGCCAUGGGGCAGCUCCCUCAGGUGCUCUCCAGGCUCUUCCCCUUUAAGCGCGGUCUCUGUCACGCCUACUGGGCGCCGAACAUCUGGGCGCUGUACAACGUGCUGGACAAAACCCUGGCGGUGCUCGGUGUUCGCCUGAAGCUGCUCGACAAGGCGGAGCUUCCCCUGGCGUCCAUGACAGGCGGGUUGGUUCAGGAGUUUGAGCACUCGGUCCUUCCCUCCGUGACGCCCGCCGUCACGCUCGUCUGCACGCUGCUGUCCAUCCUGCCGGCGGCGGCAUCCAUCUGGCUCCGCCCUCGCGGUGCUCGGGGCUUCCUACGCUGCCUGCUGCUCUGCGCUCUGGGCUCCUUCAUGUUUGGCUGGCAUGUCCACGAGAAGGCCAUCCUCAUCGCCAUCCUUCCCCUCAGCAUCCUGGCGGUGGAGAACAGAGAGGAUGCUGGGAUCUUCCUGAUCCUGACCACCACAGGUCACUACUCCCUGUUCCCGCUGCUCUUCACGCCUGCAGAGCUGCCCUUUAAGGUGGCGCUCAUGCUGAUGUUCAGCAUCUUCUCCUUCACUGCUCUCAGAAAGCUCCACAGUGCUCAGGGGUUUCUGCUCCAUCCUCUGGAGGUUAUCUACCUGCUGGGGUUGGUUGCCGUGGCGAUUGCCUGUGAGGUUGUCUUCCCGCUGUCGCCGUGGCAGCAGAGGCUGCCCUUCCUCCCCCUGCUGGUGACUUCGGUGUACUGCGCCAUGGGAGUUUGUUACGCCUUCCUGCGCCUGUAUGCCAGCCUGCUGCUGCAACGGGAGGACAAGCCUAAACUGCUGUGACACGUCGCGGGUUCGAUCCCCAAUACCUCUGCCUCCGAGCAAGGCACCGACAUGACUGCUCACGGGGACGGGUGGCAGGAAGUGGCUGAAAGUGAGCUGAGGAUGCAGCAGGAGGCGCUCUGAGACGUCCUCUGAGCAGCAGUGAGAGGAGCUGAAGCUCUGACAGAGGCUGGAGCUGUGAGGAAGAACCCGACUGUAACUCCACCCAAAACUGCAGAAAGGGCGAGCGGCAGUGAGAGAGUCGUGUUGGUGCAAAGAACUCGAGUGGACCAAAAGCUGCACCCACAAUGUUUUUAGCAGCUUUGUCUGAUUGUUUAAUAAAAAGAUGAACAAAUCUGUGUGUGUGUGUGUGUGUGUGUGUUGCACUCUGCCUUUGAUAAAGGGCCAAAGAUUCAGACGUUGUUCCCGCAGCAGGUCUGAGUUUGGCAUCCUGCUGUAUAAGAACUCCUUGUUUGUGUAUUCAUUUGUUCAAAGGCACAACCACUUAUCA
Molecule: messenger RNA, 2103 nt
Organism: Haplochromis burtoni (Burton's mouthbrooder)
Lineage: Eukaryota; Metazoa; Chordata; Actinopteri; Cichliformes; Cichlidae
Gene: alg8
Product: ALG8 alpha-1,3-glucosyltransferase
Exons: 13
Coding region: 51-1613 (520 amino acids)
Biological process (GO): protein N-linked glycosylation
Cellular component (GO): endoplasmic reticulum membrane
Molecular function (GO): dolichyl pyrophosphate Glc1Man9GlcNAc2 alpha-1,3-glucosyltransferase activity
Source: RefSeq, a predicted model, not a curated record